CUCUCUCUCUCUCUCUCUCUCUAUGUAUAUAUAUAUUUAUAACCACUUAACAAACAUAUCAACUUAACAAACACCAACAAAUGGAGGAUCUACCACCUGGUUUUCGGUUUUAUCCAACCGAAGAGGAGUUAGUCUCCUUCUAUCUACUCAACCAGCUUGAAGGACAGAAACAGGAGCUGCACUUUGUCAUUCCGGUUAUCAACCUUUACGACGUGGAGCCAUGGCAGCUUCCAAAGCUUUCUGGAAGGCCAUGUCAAGAAGACACUGAGCAGUGGUUUUUCUUCACGCCAAGACAAGAGAGGGAAGCAAGGGGUGGGAGACCCAGCAGAACUACCGCCUCUGGGUACUGGAAGGCAACGGGUUCUCCAAAUUAUGUUUACUCCUCUGAUAACCGAGUAAUUGGAGUGAAGAAGACAAUGGUUUUCUAUAAGGGAAAGGCUCCAACUGGGAGAAAAACCAAAUGGAAAAUGAACGAAUAUAGAGCCAUUGAAGGAGGAGCCAAUCCAUCUACGGAUGCUAUUCCAAGGCUACGGCAUGAAUUCAGUUUGUGUCGAGUCUAUGUGGUAUCAGGAAGCUUUCGAGCAUUUGAUAGACGUCCAUUAGAAACUUCAGCAAGAGAGACACGACCUCCUGGUGAUGGGGCUACAACAUCAACUCAGGAUACCACAAUGGUAGCAAGGACAAGCUCACCAGAAACGUCAUACUCCGGAGAAGACCAUAUUGAUCUCCCGGAGACUACAGGAGAUACCAGUUGGAGGAUGGUUGAUAAUCUAGAACCACCUCUAUGGGACUGGGAACAGCUGAAUUGGCCUUGAUUAAUCCAUUGGUAGGUCUCUGCAGCCUGCAAAACAGCCCCCUUCCACUUUGUUUAAGAGUCUUCUAUAACUAGAACGCACAACCAUAAAGAGUAGAUUACCAUCCUAUGUAGCAUAGAUAUAUAAUUUUUUUUUUUUUUUCUGCUGUGAGGUCAAGAAUAAUAAUAAAGGCAGAUGUAGAAUUUUUAUAAUAUGUCAAACAAUGUUGUUCUGUGAAGAAAUUGAGUCUAGGGCUUUUAGAAGUAAAUGAAAAGACCUGUUGGGUCUGUAACCAAGUCAUGGACGUCGUUUGGCCGUUCCGCUGUAAUGAGUUUUAAGAUAAUUUGUAGGAAUCAUUCGACUUAAAUUCAGCAUUCACUAUUCAGAUGUCU
This is a messenger RNA of Pistacia vera, 1186 nucleotides long. RefSeq names its product NAC domain-containing protein 90-like. Lineage: Eukaryota; Viridiplantae; Streptophyta; Magnoliopsida; Sapindales; Anacardiaceae. The record is from RefSeq and is a predicted model, not a curated record. The transcript is spliced from 3 exons. Gene Ontology annotation, biological process: regulation of DNA-templated transcription. Gene Ontology annotation, molecular function: DNA binding. The coding region runs from base 81 to 815 and encodes 244 amino acids.